AGCACGGUAGAUGAAUAUUGUUAAAAAUUGCUUCCCGUCUCUAAAGUCACCACCAUAUACAUAUAUAUAACCACUCACAUGUUGAUCGCACUAUUUGAAAGGUCCAUAUAUCUGCAACCCUGAAGGGGGCCGGGGGAGAGUGUCUGUGAGUUAAACCAUGGGGAGGCCUCCUUGCUGUGAUAAAGUUGGCAUCAAGAAGGGUCCAUGGACGCCUGAGGAGGACAUCAUUCUUGUCUCUUACAUCCAAGAACAUGGCCCCGGAAAUUGGAGAUCAGUGCCUACCAACACUGGGUUAUUAAGAUGCAGCAAAAGUUGCAGGCUUAGAUGGACUAACUACCUCAGACCAGGAAUUAAACGAGGGAACUUCACUCCACAUGAAGAAGGGAUGAUAAUCCAUUUGCAAGCUUUAUUGGGUAACAAAUGGGCAGCCAUAGCUUCGUACCUCCCACAAAGAACAGACAAUGAUAUAAAAAACUAUUGGAAUACCCACCUGAAGAAGAAGCUGAAGAAAUUUCAAACAGCUCUAGAGCCCCACAUGGGAACCGAGUCAACAAGUACCACUCAGUUUGUAAGCAAAAGCUUUAACGAGAGAAGAAGCUCGGAUAUCAUCAACCCUUCCCCAUCUGCAUAUGCCUCAAGCACCGAGAACAUUUCACGACUCCUUGAAGGUUGGAUGAGAUCUUCCCCAAAGACUAACUCUAGUACUACUCAUCAGCUCAAAGACAAAAUACUUGAUCAACAAAACAGCAUGGGACAAGUCCAAGCUAGAGGCCACCAACCAAAAGCCGAGCAAGAGGGCGGUGAUUUGGUCUCUCAUGAAGAGUUUGACUCAAUUUUGUCUUUUGAAAACUUGAACAAUGCAGCGUGCACGUGGGACAAGUCCACCUGCGAUUCUAUGCCCGGGAAAGCUUCUCAAGCUGCUGCAAAUGAUGAGACGCCGGAGAAAAAUAAACCAACUUCUGACAACACUACUACUCCUCCGCUAUCAUUCCUUGAAAAGUGGCUCUUGGAUGAAAGUGCUAGCGCUGGUCAAGUAGAGGAGAUGAUGGAAUUGUCUCCAAUGUUCUAAUUAACAACAUCAUGAUCAUCAUGCUUCUUAAUUUAGAGUCGGAUAUAUGAUUUGAAAAACCAUCAUUAUAAAAAACAAGUGUUUGCUCUUUUC
Alnus glutinosa is the source of this 1162-nucleotide messenger RNA. RefSeq names its product transcription factor MYB60. The transcript is spliced from 3 exons. Gene Ontology annotation, biological process: response to auxin. The record is from RefSeq and is a predicted model, not a curated record. Lineage: Eukaryota; Viridiplantae; Streptophyta; Magnoliopsida; Fagales; Betulaceae. Bases 158 to 1069 code for a protein of 303 amino acids.